Asparagus officinalis (garden asparagus) is the source of this 1125-nucleotide messenger RNA. RefSeq lists its product as uncharacterized. Lineage: Eukaryota; Viridiplantae; Streptophyta; Magnoliopsida; Asparagales; Asparagaceae. The annotation marks the transcript as partial. The record is from RefSeq and is a predicted model, not a curated record. The transcript is spliced from 2 exons.
AAUUUCUUCUCAUUUUCUUUCUUCCAUUCGAUUAUUAAAUUCUAGGGUCCAAAUGCAAGCAUGUGGGCAUGUCUCCAUUUCAUAGAUUUACUCUAAUUUGUUUUCUUUCUCUUUAAUUAUACUCUUUAGCGUGUUUUUUCGAUUGAUUACUUGUUGAAUUCAAUUGGGUGUGCGAGCUUUCUUUCUUUAUCCUUUUGUUCAGCAAACCCAUUUCUUUCUUUCUCCUCUUUCUUUGGAUUGAGAUCUAGCAUUCGAUCUCGUGCUCAGAAAAUGGAAAGAAUUGCUAGGAGUCACCGUAGCAGAUCACUUCCUCGUCGUAUCAGGUCAGCUCCAUACCCUCUUCGUUUACACCACCAGUAUGAUGUCACAGGCAUAGGCAACCCAAGGAGUAUAUCACCAUCCUUAGCAUUAGAGAAAAAAGAUUGGGAGGAUGCCAAAUGCUCAGUAUGCAUGGAGUCCCCACACAACGCCGUGCUCCUCCUCUGCUCCUCCCACGACAAGGGCUGCCGCCCCUACAUGUGUGCCACCAGCCAUCGCCACUCCAAUUGCCUCGACCAGUUCAAUAAAGCCUACACCAAAACCAACGACAAUGAUGAAAACUUGGAGUGCAUAGAUCUUGCUUCUUGCCCUCUUUGCCGAGGGCAGGUCAAAGGAUGGACGGUGGUCGAACCCGCGAGAGAAUUCCUCAACAAGAAGAUGCGAAGCUGCAUGCAAGACAAUUGCUCCUUCACUGGGACGUAUAAAGAGCUCAAGAAGCACGUCAGGUCCGAGCACCCUUGCGCAAAACCCCGAGAGGUCGAUCCCUUGAUGCAGCAGAAGUGGACGAGGCUUGAGAAUGAACGGGAAAGGGAGGAUGUUAUCAGCACAAUUAGGUCGUCGAUGCCACGGUCGAUGGUAUUUGGGGAUUACGUGAUCGAGAUGGCAAACAGUGAUCCUGAGGGUUCGGAUGAGGAGGUUGAGGUUAUGGGUGGAGAUGGUUCAGAUGGCCGUGGUAUAAGUAGGAGUAUACUUUGUUUCUUUCUACGGGAGGGGGCAAGAUUGAUGCGGCUCGACGGGGAUUCUGACAGGACAAUGUCGAUAACAGUAGGCGGAGGAGAUGAUGAUUCUGGAGCAGCUGAGGCUGAC